UUGUUGAUUUUUGUUUGUCAAAUCUGCUUUGUCUUUUUAAAUAUUCCAUUUACCCAAAAUUAUUUUGUUGCAUUUUAUAACACUUAUAAAGGUAGAAAAGCGCACUUGAAGUUGAAGGUGAUAGGUGUGCCAACACUUAAGUCCGUGACUUUAAAAGCUUGGAGUGCCAUCACCACAAGCAAAUUCAGUCCGGACACACCAGGCCAACAUCAUGCAAUGUUCCUCUUUUAUUCUUGUGGCAAUUAUUCUCUUGGCACCACCCUGGUGCUCGACGAAAAGGAGAAUCCUAUGACUGAAGUUAAUGCCGCCGACGCUGACAUGCAGAAGCUAAUCAAAAAGCAGCCCACCGCUACCUAUGCUGGCAAUUGCCUUCGUGCAGGCGUGAUGAAGAGCUUUGGGCUGCUUGGCGCCAACGGCAAUCUGGAUGCGGAGGCCGGGCUUGAGAAAGCAAAGCAGUACACGGGUAACGAUCCGGUGAAGUUCAAGCUGGCUCUCGAGAUUGGCGACACGUGUGUCGGAAGCUACGGCGCCUGUUCCACGGGUGAGGUCAAAAGGGGACCUAUUUAAUGACACAGUGACCCUACCAUGACAACGUACAUACAUUUAUGUGUAUGUACCUUUAAGUUCGAUCAAUCUACAAAGUUUAUGUAAAAUAAAAGUAUUUCCAAAAGUA
Drosophila subpulchrella is the source of this 673-nucleotide messenger RNA. Its product is annotated as general odorant-binding protein 28a-like. The record is from RefSeq and is a predicted model, not a curated record. The transcript has a single exon. Lineage: Eukaryota; Metazoa; Arthropoda; Insecta; Diptera; Drosophilidae. The coding region runs from base 217 to 567 and encodes 116 amino acids. Gene Ontology annotation, molecular function: odorant binding.